UUUUUUUUUUCGCACAGUUUAAUCUCCCUUGAAUCCUGAACUUAUCAUUAUUAGCGCCGGAUAUUUUCGGCGAGAUUUACUUCCGCCAGCGCGAUUGUUAUCCUUUCCAUCCGGACGAUUAUUCUGCCCGCAAAAUGGACGUGCGCGAUAUUCCAGCGAACUGCAAGCGAUAAAAUGUAGAUCGACACAUCUCUCUUUACGUUUCUCGGGACAUUAUUCAACGGCUGCGAUCACGUGCGUCCCCUCGUGACUGUCUUCCUCUUCUGCCAGUGAACAUCUCCUUAUCGCGCGCGUGUGACGAAUCGAGAAUCGAACGAAUUCGUAUCGUCAAACGUCUCGCAAAGUGAAGGACAUCCUUGAGCGCGAUGAACAUCCCCGCCUCGUUUGGCUUGUAAUUGUGCGAGAUCGAGGAUAUUGUAAGACCGAGAAGAGGGAGAGGAGAGAAAGGAGAGGGCAGAGGAAAACCGCCGACAGGGCGGCCGUCGAGAGGGACGAGAGCAAAAUGAGGGCUCCGUUGCUCCUCUUGGGCGGCAUUGUUGUACUGUCGCUCGCGGUGGCGAGAGCUCUCGUGUGUGUGCUCGCCGCUGGAGUGCGACGUUCUCACCGACGAGGACUGCCCCGGAGGCCUCACCUGGGAUCCCUGCAGGUGUUGCAAAGUAUGUGCGCGUGUCGAAGGCGAACCUUGCGGCGGUCUCUUCGGUUUUUCGGGCAGCUGCGCCGUCGGUCUGCAAUGUGUAAUCACGAAUCUACUACCCCGCAGUCGAGAAAUGGACGAGGGCGUGUGCACGAAGAUCCCGGGCAGAUGGAGGAGGCAUUGUCCGCACGGGCCGAUGAUGUCGGGUCCCGGCUGCAACCUGGUCGGCGAGGGAACCGCGGCGGCCGAGACCGGAAAUGCAGCGACCGCCGGCAAAUGCGUUUGCGGUCCGUCGGUGCCGUGGUGCCCGGGUGAGCCGCGGCCCUACAUGUACACGACGCGGCACGAGUGCAAGCUCAAUUUGGAGGCGAAAAUUGCUUACGAUGACCUCUUUAAUUCUGGAGACACGCCGAACAGCGCUACCAUUGAGGAUCACAACGUUAUAUACUACAACUCCGCUGUUACGCAUCGUACCGGCACGUCGUUCGGCGAGUCGGCAGCGGCGGCGCGGAGCGAUUGGGAGCAGAUGGGCGAGGGAAAAGAAUCGAGACGGAACGGCGACUGGAAGGACGACGAGAGGACCACGGGCGGCACGCGGUUCACCAGCUGGACAGGAGGGAUCGCCGACGACUGUCCUCAGGAUAGCGUGCCGAACGAGAAGGACGGCGGUUGCAAAUGCGCGGAUUGUCCACCCCGCAAGUGUCGAUCGGGUCAACGGCCGGUGUUGGUGAGAGGCACGUUUUCCGGGACCCCCGGUAAUUGCUGUCCGCGCUACAACUGCGUUCCCUCAGAUCACCAUCACCGGAUUGAGUCAUCGUGUCCCGAGGACAGCGUUUUAACGGAUGACGGUACCUGCAAAUGCGUCCCGACGUGUCCACUGCCCAAAUGCCGACCGGGCCAACGGCCGAUUCAAGUAAGAGCAGCCAAACCCGAGACACCCGGUAGCUGCUGUCCCCUUCACGACUGCAGACCCUCAGAUCCGAUCUCGUGGGUGAAACCCGAGGAGAAGCCGCAAAACUGUAUUCAUGAGGGUGUCUCGAGAAGACUCGGCGAGGAGUGGAAGCAGAGCGACUGCAUCAUUUGCGUCUGCAACGAGGACGGAAUCGCGUCCUGUCAAACUACCAUGUGCAAGUCCUGCGAGAACGCGAUACCGCCCGAUCCCGGCGAGUGUUGUCCUCAUUGUCCACCACCGACCAACAGUAGCACCGACUUGGAUCAUCAUUCUGAUAGCGAGUCUUGCGAAACGUCAUUGGACGAUUGCAAGAUGAAGUGCUAUCACGGUUUCCGCACGGACAAGAAUAACUGCCCGAUUUGCGAGUGCGCCGACGAUUUGGAGGUCGACCUCGUGCCGGAUGUGCUGCCGGAGGAUUACAAAGUUUGCCCGGAACUGCCGCACUGUGGACUAAACUGCGACCUCGUCAAGGACGAGGACGGUUGCACGGUGUGCGCCUGUCAGACGCCGCCGCUGCGUUAUUAUCCGCCAACGAACGACACCGCCCCGGACGCGACAAACGACAAGAGGAUCUGUCCCGAGGUCAAAUGCGAUCUUCACUGCGAACGCGGUCUCGUCAUGGACGAGAACGAUUGCACUUUCUGCGAAUGCAAGCCGUCCACCGCCGGCUGCCCGCCGCUUGUCGGAUGCAGGAAAAGAUGCAGCUUCGGUUACAAAACGAACAAACGCGGCUGUCCCAUAUGCCGCUGUCAAGCUUCGUGCAUGGACCAUUUGAACGAGACGCAUCCGGAGGGAUCGACUUGGCAUCCGAACAGCUGCACCACGUGUACUUGCGAGACCGGCGGACGACUUAAUUGCAAAGAAACCAUCUGCUCGGUGGCCUGCAGUAAUCCGCUACCACCGAUACCAGGCACUUGUUGCCCAGUGUGUCCGAUCACGACGAUCAAGAAGAAUGACACAAUUAAUCAGAUCACUAGCCGAGGUUGGGGCACAGUACCGAUUACGUUAAUCGUCGUACUCGCAUUACUGUGCCUACUGCUGAUAAUCCACAUCGUGCGCAAUCGUUUCCGUGGCCGUCUGUCACCUUCGGAGGCCUCAUACGCGUCGUAUCCACCGCAAUAUUACAAGUGUGUGCCCGCCUAUGACACCCCGGUUCAUCGGAACGAGAAGAUCGUACCUUUGUAAAAGACUGUUGUGUUGAUUCCCAAAGAGAGCGCGCGAUUAUCGACAAACACAAUUUUGCGAUUAUACGCGCAAAUACAAGCGAUUCGCUAACUGUUUCAUAUAUACCCGAUCGUCGACAAGAUUCGGCGACCUGGGACUUUACGAUCGCUAUUACACGAUAUUAACUCUUAAACAAUGGACCUUUUAUUUGCAAAUUAUAUUGUAAAUUAUAAUUUAUUGUUCAUAGACAAAAAAAUACGAUAAAAUAUGUAAAAAAUCAUAGAAUUUUCUCCAAAAAAUCUUUUUAAAAAUUAUACAACUCCAUCAAGUCAGAAUUUCAAGUUUGAGAUAAAUUAUUCUACAUGAUGAAUAGAUAAAAUGCCUUUAAGAGUUAAUAGCAGUGAAUGAUUUAUAACUCAUCGAGAUAGUUUAUUAGCAGACGUAAAUCUGUUAUUAACAUCACGCUAAUUUAAGGAUAAAACGAAUAUCAGAGGAAAAUCAAAUGUCGCGCAUGAAAUAUUGCAUAAUUCUCUCUCUUUGGGUCCGGCUGAAAAUACUUUACGUAGAUUCAGUAUUAUCUGUAAGCGGCAGUGAGUGUGUGUUACGAACUUUAAAAAAGAGAAGAAGAAAGAAGGAGAUGAGAGAGAAUCGCCAAUUCGAACCAAAUUCAUAAAAUGUAUUUGCCGAGUCCUCUUGAAUCUUAACUUCAAAUAACACGCACCGUAUAACUUGUAAAUUAUAAUUAAAACUGUAGCGUAAUUACGGUUAAUUAAUAUAGAUAUAAAUGUAUUAAUGUUAAUCCAUCGUAGGGCACUCUAACUUAAAAAAAAAAAAAUCGUAAAAGAGACAAGUCUUCACCGUAGUAUUAGUUCCCUUGAUCUCUGGACCAUCAUUAUUAUCUCGGGUUAAUGAACGUUUAUAUGAAAAAAAAAAAGUAUUCCUUUUUCCUUUUUUUACAUGCGGAUAUUAAAAUUCAUAACAAUCCGAAGCGAUUAUCAAAUCAUGUCUUUUAAGAGAUAAAAAUAAUCUUUUUCUAUUAUUUUUAUAAUUUUUAUUAUAUUAUAUAUUACGAAAAUUUAUAUUAUUAUCAAAAAUCUUUUUACGUCAUGGUAGCAUCAUUUUGUUUUUCAUACAUUUUUGUAAUAUAUAUUUUGCUUUUUAUGCGAUAUUAAUUCUAUUAAUUUAAGAUUUAUUUAAAUCACCUUGCGACGGUUGAUUUGUGAGAACAAGUUUAUAGACUUAAUCGUAGGUUAGCUGUUAACAACUGUGUUAUUAGACUGUUCCUAUAUGUUUUACCUUUUAUUAUUAAUAUAAAGUUUCUCGUAAAAUAAAAUUAAGUCGAAAAUUAAAGUCUCCCUUUUAUCACUAAUAUAAGUCUUGCUCGCUGCGAGUACAACAUGUAAUAUUUAUAUCUAAUGAGAAUUCCUAAUUGCGUCUUAUUUGCGCGGAAUGAAGCACCUUGCGAAGGGAUGAAGUAGGUACGUGUACAUAUACCGUAAAAGUUUAGAUUAAGAUGAAACUGAAGCGAUGCUGAAAGCUCUCGUUUCCUUCGAAACUCUGUCGCGAUCGACUUUAAGAUUUGCGCUCGGUGCGACGUGAGCAGCAGAUAUCCCGGUGCGCGGAUCACGAUAGCGUUACAUAAUACACGAUUACGUUCCGUAACUUCUCGGUUGCUUGUACAUACACACCCGGAAGUUUGUUUCUCCGGUGGCUUGCGAAUUCUCGGGUGGCGAACUCGAAUUAUUUUCAGAUGCUAACUAACCAAGCUUAGAUAGACGCAUCUCUCUUGUUCAUACAUAUUUCACGCUAUGAUGGAACAUGCGGCAACAACACAGUAAUGAUAUAACGUAAUACACGCAACGUGAGCUUAUAAAAUGUGGAGAUAAGAAUGAAUACGAUAAAUGAAAUUGCGAGAGACGAGAAUCGAAAAUAGUCGGCGAAAUCAAACGAGCAUUCUCAUUGACGAGGAUAAAAUGGAAGAAAUUUAAACGUGAUUUGAAAUUCGAAAAUUACGUAUUCAUUUAACGAAAGAAUUACUAAUAUUUUGAACGAACAACCGGUUCCCCGCCAAUGAACCAUACAUAUCCAUGUGCUUAUACAAACGCACGUAGCUUUUCUUCAUUCUUAAUUAAAACACAUACAUAUAUUUUUUCAAUGUGACUUGUCUUAUAUAUCUCGUAUGUAUAAUCGUAUAGCCUAUACAUUAGACUUAUUUAUACGUACACGUGUAAUCGUGCAAACAACCCAUGCGCGCAUAACAUACAUUUACUGUCUAUAAACCACAGGCUGUAUUUCCACACGUGUGUGUAUGUACUUCGGAGACAAUAUAUACGUAGUAUACCGACGAGAUAGAGAGACCCGGAUAGCGUAUAUAAGGAUGAUUUCUUUUCUUGUUGUAUUGUAUACAAUAUGCACGUCGGCAGUAACAAUAACAAUUAAUGAUAACAAUAGAAUAAUAAUAUAAUUUAGCACAUAUGCGCGCGGUUCUUGACGAUGAAUCCAAUUCAUAACGGAUAGUGUAUACAAUAAAAUUUGUGAUAGACGAUAAUCGGACCUUUGUAUGCGCGCUUUGCAAAAAGAAUUUGUGAUUUUUCCGAGAAAUUUUGUAACAUAUGAAUGCUCACAGAUUGUGAUCUACUGUUGCGAUGCCGUAUUCGAUUUAUUUAUGAUUUCCUGUUUCAACUUUCCGAUAAAAAAUAUGAUUAAAACAAUUGUAUUGAAAAAAAAAAUUAAAAGGAUUAAAUUUGGCCUGCUUUUUUUAUCGGGCUUGUUUUCCUAAAAAGUGAGACAAGUCGCGCUUGUAUUUGUGGUAAGAAUUUAAAAGGAACGCGAAUGUCACGUUGUGACAUUAAUCGCGAUUUUAUCGAUAUGAAAUCUUCCCUUUAAAAUUGAGGUAAAAUUACACAAUUAUUGUAAUUUAUAUAAUUGAGACAAAAAUAAAAUAUAUUUCCUUCAUCUUCUAAAAAGAUUGAAAUACGUCAUAUUUAUAGAAAAUUUGUAAUUAAAACAUUACAUACAAUAUAUAUGAUGGGAACAUAUUUUAUAUCCCGCGCUAUAGAUAUCCAAUUAUUCGUAUCGCAAGAAAACAGAGCCUAAUGUAUAGGGUGUCCCGAGAAAGAUGUACAGAAUAGUCUAAGAGGCAGAUUUUUUAUUAUUUUGAUAAAGAAAAUAUGUAGAACAUCCCUAAACUAUCGAAUGAGUAGUAGAUUUCUUGGCCAAUUUGAAGUCCAUUUUUUCUCAAUAAAAAUAUCAAAAAAGGGAAUUAUUUUUGCAAGAUUCUCAUUAUUUUUUAAUUAUAUAUAUCUUUAUAAAUAAAUCUGAAAUUUAAAUUAUAUUAAAAUAAAUUACACUUGAAAAUAACUGAAGAAUGUAAUUUUGAUAAUCUUUUUUAGCUUCACAAAACUUGGUUUAUGAAAAAUCCUUUUUUUUAAAUCAUUUUGUUAACAGUUUUAUCUGCAUAAUUGGAAAAUUAUUGAUACUUUAUUUUUAAAAAAUGUCUUCAAAUUGGUCAGAGAAUUUGCUAUUAAAAGGAAAUCCGGUGGUUUCCGCUAUUAUUUCGUAUAUGUUUAUAAAUUUCUAGAAUCAAUUUUAUCUCUCAGCGAAAAUUUAAAACAACGUGUUAUAUCUUGAACGUUUUAAUCAAUAACGUUUUUUCAAUAUUUUAUUAAAUAUGUAUUAUUUUAAUUAAAUAUUUGAAAUGAAUGGCACGAUCAAAAGCAUUUUAAUUUUAAAAUACGCUGAGAGUAUUUUUCUCAUACAUUUAAUUUUUCAAUUAUAACAUACAAAUAAGAGGUUUAGAAAAAUAAAACUGCUGUGUACACUAUUCGUAAGCACUUUUUCGUAGUUAUCUAUAUGCGUAUAGCAGGACACGAGAACGAUUAUCGAGAUACACUAGAAAGUAGAUGAAAGAAACUAACAGUUUUUGGAAUCAAACCGAUUUUUGAAUGCAGUUACGAACAAAUCGAGUAGUGUGUUGUACUUGUGCGCUCUUUGUACAAAAAAAAAAAAAUCCUUGUAACUGAUCAUAUCAGUGUAUAACUUAGAUUUACCUAUAACAUAUACGUAUUAUACAACUGGAUGCGCAAUGUUGUGAAAUAGCUCUUGUAUGUUAAAUAAACCGAGAUUAUAAAUAAAAUUGUUAAUAUGUGAA
Molecule: messenger RNA, 6900 nt
Organism: Cataglyphis hispanica
Lineage: Eukaryota; Metazoa; Arthropoda; Insecta; Hymenoptera; Formicidae
Gene: cmpy
Product: cysteine-rich motor neuron 1 protein-like
Exons: 12
Coding region: 768-2771 (667 amino acids)
Molecular function (GO): serine-type endopeptidase inhibitor activity; protein binding
Source: RefSeq, a predicted model, not a curated record